GCUGGCAAAAUAAUGUAAACGUUUGGUGUUUAUAACUAAAAAGACUAUAAAUCAUGACGCAAGAGACAAUAAUAUUAAUAUUAUUAGUAAUAGUUAUGCUGGUUGGUUCCUAUCUCGCUGGAAGUAUACCUAUGUUGAUGAAAUUAAGUGAGGAAAAGUUAAAAAGUGUCACUAUCCUCGGCGCUGGCCUGUUGGUGGGAACUGCUCUAACCGUUAUUAUACCAGAAGGUAUUCGUUCAUUAUAUACUAUGGGCGCCGUCGAACACCAAGAUUAUUCACAAAAAAUUGGGCUUUCCCUUGUGCUGGGUUUUGUCUUUAUGAUGCUAGUGGACGUAUCACAGCGACGGAGUAGUAUUGGAGGUGAAACUAAAAAUGGUGCAACUACUUUAACGCUUGGAUUGGUGGUUCAUGCGGCAGCUGACGGUAUUGCCUUGGGUGCCGCGGCCACGACUAGCCAUCAAGAAGUGGAAAUAAUUGUAUUUUUGGCAAUAAUGCUUCACAAGGCACCUGCCGCCUUUGGUCUGGUAACUUUUCUGUUACAUGAAAAAGUUGAUCGACAAAAGAUUAGACAGCAUCUGGCAGUUUUUUCCUUAUCGGCGCCAUUGCUAGCGAUUUUAACAUUUUUUUGUAUUGGCCAAGAGCAAAAAGAGACAUUAAAUUCAGUCAAUGCAACGGGCAUUGCCAUGCUUUUUUCAGCUGGUACAUUUUUAUACGUGGCCACUGUGCAUGUCCUACCUGAACUCACCCAAGGUGGUGGUGGACCUCGUCAGCAUGAUUAUCGCUUAUUAGAAGAAUCACCGCGGGAUAUUGUUACUAGUGACAAUACUGGUAGCAACAGUAUACAAGCAUUAAAAUAUAGCGAAUUAGUUAUAAUGAUUUGUGGUGCUUUGCUACCACUAAUAAUUACUUUUGGACAUAAGCAUUAAAAUAAUUUAAACAUUUUAUUAACUAAAACAUUUUUAAGAUAAGGGUUUAUAUGCAAUAAUGUACUUUUUUUAAUAAAUAUACAUAUACCUUAAUUUUUAAGAGAAAAAUAGAAUCAAUAAACUCCUAGGUGCCAAUAGUAUCGUUAAAAAAGACGGCGAACAAACCAGAAAUUGUUAAGCUAACUAUUGUAAACAAUAUUUCACUUACAAAUUUGUAUGAACCAAAAUUCCAUUUUAUUUCGGUCGUGAACCAUCUUUAUAAAAACAAAAAUAUUAAAUAAUUGUCUGAAAUUUUUGUCAACAAACGUUGUAAGGAUAAAUAAAUUAAAAAAUAAAUGUUAUUAUAUAAAUAAAUGAGUAAUUGGACGAGGACUCCUGAAAUACAUGGUUAUAAUUUAUGUAACUGUUAUUGUAGUAUUAAGCUUUUCCAAAGA
This is a messenger RNA of Drosophila serrata, 1360 nucleotides long. It is a transcript of the gene Zip102B, whose product is annotated as Zinc/iron regulated transporter-related protein 102B. Gene Ontology annotation, molecular function: metal ion transmembrane transporter activity. Lineage: Eukaryota; Metazoa; Arthropoda; Insecta; Diptera; Drosophilidae. The record is from RefSeq and is a predicted model, not a curated record. Gene Ontology annotation, biological process: transmembrane transport; zinc ion transport. Gene Ontology annotation, cellular component: membrane.